AAAGCGCAUUUUCGUGUUGCUAACUCGCUGGGCUGACUCGAAAGUUUGUAGUGCCAAUUGCUCUACGAGAUGCUAAGAUGUUCAUUAAAGUGUACAACAAUUCGACCGAGAUCGUAGAACUCCUGACAUUUCACUCAGCAAUCUUUCAGUGAAGUACGUCGUACAUCUCUAGACAGGUUGGUAGGCAAAAUUAGAAAAUACAGUACAAACAAGUUGGGAUUGGGUUGAGAAUAUGUCACAAGCGCAUUAUUCCGAGGAAGAUGAACUGCCCAAGAUAGAGUCCAUCAGCAAUGCCGUCAAGUGCGAGCAGACGGGUCACAUUAUGGAGGCAAUACUGCUCUACGAGGAGAGCAUCUUCAAGCUCAAUCAGUUGGCCAGUUCGGAUCCAAAGCGACAGCAGCUCUGCCACAAAUACUUGAAGAUGUACGAGGCGCGAGCCAAUCAGCUGCGUGAUCAGGUCAAGGUGCAUCUGCACUCCAGCAAAAUGCUGGAGCAUAUUAUAGUUGAGCGGGAUGCGAGGGGGCGGGGCUAUCAGCGUCUGCUCGGCGCUUACUUCAAUGAUAGUGUGAAGGAGGCGCAUCUGAACGAGCCGCAGCUCUGCGAGCAGCAUCAUUUCAAGAAUCUGGUUAACUUCUUUGAGGUGCUGGUCAAGAGUUGUCGCUACUUGAAGUACAUACGACUGACGACGCGGCCGGAUCUGGCGUUGCCAAAGAAUCAGAUGCACAUACUGCAACAGAUUCGCGCCGAUCUGGCCACGGGCAACAUUCACAUGAACUUCCAGUUGGACGAAACGCUGCACGACCGCAAGAUCGUGCUCAGCUCCGGCGUGGUCAUCAAAAUCGGACGCGGCCUGCACUAUUUCGAGCCCACCGAACACCUCUACACGCUGGGCCUGUGCGAUUUCGACUUUCGCAAAUGCCUGGCCACCGAGGUGGACGUCUGGAAGUGCCGUGCCUUCGCCAAGCCACUCAGGCCACAGCCAGAGCAUCCCGUCUACCAGCAGACACCCAAGGAUGCCGAGCAACGUGCCCAAGGCAUGGCCAACAUCUACUCGAGCGAAUAGCGUGCGCAAAAUCAAAACUUGGCUUAUUGCCACUACACACAGCAUUCCGGUCAAAUAGUAACUAAAGCAAAUUGUGGUAUUAGAGCUAAAAAUUGUGCAAAUAUAGAGUAAAUACAGAUUAGC
Messenger RNA from Drosophila hydei, 1186 nucleotides. Its product is annotated as MIT domain-containing protein 1. The record is from RefSeq and is a predicted model, not a curated record. Lineage: Eukaryota; Metazoa; Arthropoda; Insecta; Diptera; Drosophilidae. The transcript has a single exon. The coding region runs from base 233 to 1063 and encodes 276 amino acids.